CUCGAGUCGUGGACGGAAGCAAAGUUUUUUUGACAUUGCAGUUAAUCAGCUUGUCGUGAUUGUCAAUGGUUCCGGUAUUAUCAAGGCCGGAUUUGUAGUGACUUACUGUAAAGCAUUACAGUUCGUUGCUCGCAUCAACUACCGGAUUUGCUGGAGAUUCCAUUCCUAAAUGUCGGUUUCCUAAUUAGUGAGUGGUUGAAAAUACGAGAUAACUAAGUUGAUAAGCAGUUUGUGAAGGUUUGAGCAUUUUUUGAGCCGUGUGGGCCGCCCAAAGCACGUUCGAGUGAUGGCCAGAGCUAUGGAGGGUGACCUUUUCAUCGGUCCAAAGGCGGAAGAGCACAGGGGCCUGUUGGUCAUCCAGUAUCCGGUGGAACAUGGCAUCGUCACGGAUUGGAACGAUAUGGAGAGGAUUUGGCAAUGGGUGUACAGCAAAGAUCAGCUGCAAACAUUUGCCGAAGAGCACUCCGUCCUCCUCAUGGAAGCGCCGUUCAAUCCGCGCAGGAACAGGGAGAAGUCAGCCGAGAUAUUUUUCGAAACGCUAAACGCUCCAGCCUUGUUUUUGUCGAUGCAGGCAGUUCUAAGCUUGUAAGAAUAAGUGUUAACUUAAUUCUAUAAGAAUUGAUAAUGGAGGUCUCGAAACACUUGGUCAUAGAUUUUGAGGAAUAAUCAAUCAUAAGUUUAAUUAACGUGAACUUUGAAAAAGUCAAUGGGUACGUUUGGCAGCGAUAUUUGCAUCCAAAGAGGAGAAACUGCGCCCUAAAGUUGAUAAGUCCUAUACUUUCCAACUUUACUGCUCGUUUCCUCCUCUUUGGAGGCA
This is a messenger RNA of Folsomia candida, 817 nucleotides long. Its product is annotated as beta-centractin-like. Bases 287 to 589 code for a protein of 100 amino acids. NCBI's taxonomy places the organism in Eukaryota, Metazoa, Arthropoda, Collembola, Entomobryomorpha, Isotomidae. The transcript is spliced from 3 exons. The record is from RefSeq and is a predicted model, not a curated record.